This is a messenger RNA of Pyrus x bretschneideri (Chinese white pear), 1397 nucleotides long. RefSeq lists its product as uncharacterized. Gene Ontology annotation, molecular function: zinc ion binding. The transcript has 2 exons. Lineage: Eukaryota; Viridiplantae; Streptophyta; Magnoliopsida; Rosales; Rosaceae. The coding region runs from base 483 to 1145 and encodes 220 amino acids. The record is from RefSeq and is a predicted model, not a curated record.
UUUCUUUAUUUUUUCCACUUAUCAUUGCUUUUUAUAAAUUUGCAGUUGUCUUUAAUCUUUAUCAACGAAAAUCUCUCUUCUGAAAUAAUCAGUGCACCCACUGCACGUUUUCUGUAUAUCUCUUCCUUCUCCAUGAGGGGACCUCAGUUCCAAGUCUCCAAAGCAUGACUCUUGGUCUCUGACACCACUCUCUCUCUCUCUCUCUCUCUCUCUCUCUCUCUCUACACUCUUCAAGCUUGCAAGCCUAACCUUUGUCCUUAAUUUUGUUGGUAACAAAUUUCCAGCAUAAACAAUCUUAAUGGAGUCGAUGUGCACCUAAUCCAACAAAACCCACUUCCCUAAAUCCUCAUAUUCCAUCAAAUAUUUCUUCAAUUUAGUGUUAGAAACACCCCAAAGCUCCAAACUUUAAUGUCUGAAUGCUCUGUUCUUUGCUUUCCGGCAGAGUUUCAGCUUCUGGGUUUUUGAACUUUUAACCUCGGAACAUGUCCCAAGUCGACUUAGAGCAAGGGCCCCACCGCCGCUCCUUCUCCGGAAGCGCCGACGGCGGAAGCAGCGUCUGCUUCUCCGACGCAGACGACGGGUCGUGUUACACUCAGUUCUUCUCGACCAAUGGCGGCUCCUACGACGAGUACAAUUUUGCGUCUCAGAUCGGCGUGGUGUCGGAUUCCCGGAGAGCCUCGUCUGUUUCGGACAGUUCGGUCGAGGUUGUCGAAAUUGAGAUUGGUGUGCCGGAAAUUAAGGUGCAUUUGGAUAGAGUAGAGAGAGAUUGUCGGAUUUGUCAUCUGGGUUUGGAGAGUAACAGCCACGAAUCCGGGGCUCCGAUUGAAUUGGGUUGUUCUUGCAAGGAUGAUUUGGCUGCUGCCCACAAGAACUGUGCUGAUACGUGGUUCAAGAUUAAGGGCAACAAGACCUGUGAGAUAUGCCAGGCAGUUGCACGCAACGUCGUUGGGCCAAAUGACAUUGAGUUCACAGAGCAGUCGAACGAAUCCAGUACUGCCUCAGCAACAGCUUCAGUUGCCGCCCCAGGGCCGUCCACAGAAACUCAAAGUUUCUGGCACGGUCACCGCUUCCUCAACUUCCUUCUUGCCUGCAUGGUAUUUGCUUUUGUCAUAUCAUGGCUCUUUCACUUCAACGUUCCGUCGUGAAAUCCCGAGCAAAGUGUUGAGAAAAUUGGAUAAUCAAAAGGAAGAAAACAAGUGUAAAAGAAAGCUGCAGCGUUCAUAUAGAUUAGUAGUAAUACAUCAUAUGUUCCCUCAUGCCCACUUCUCUAGAGUGCUUCUUGUUCAUAAGUCGCAGCGUUUAUCUGGUCUUCUCUUCAAGGCUUUUUACGUGUCAAAAAAUGGGUAUCCCUCGAUCCUAACCCGAAAUAUAAUUAUAUAAAAUAUAUAUUUCUUUUU